Molecule: messenger RNA, 1570 nt
Organism: Tigriopus californicus
Lineage: Eukaryota; Metazoa; Arthropoda; Copepoda; Harpacticoida; Harpacticidae
Exons: 7
Coding region: 227-1498 (423 amino acids)
Source: RefSeq, a predicted model, not a curated record
UUUCAAUCAAAUGUAACAACCAGCAAUAUCAAUUCAAAAUGUUUCAUUCAAAUCUUUAGCCAAAGUGGAAGAGCACAACACAAUUUUCUCAUGUUAUGUAAAAGCUGAAACAAUCGCAGACAGAGCGUGAAAAAUCUGGUUAUUGAACCACCUGGACCAAGCUUCACUAACCUUGUCUAUCGAUUAACCCCUCAUCCUAGAUUUACACAAACACAUCCACACACACAUGAACCUACUCACUGUAAAUAGUUCCUUCCAAGUAGUCAUGCCUGAACAAGACGAGGAAGAGCUCCUUUGGGCUUCUUCAGCCACAGGAGAGAGGUUUCCGGUUCAGGUGGAUACCAAUCAUCCAAUGUGGAGGGCCUUCCUUGAAUCAGGUUCCCUCUCUCCGAGUCAAUUCUUUCGGGCGUUUUUGGCACCCAAUUCCUACUUUCACAGUCCGACCCCUUGGCGCUCCCAUCGAAGAUUGGCCGCCAAAGUGUCUGAACUUCUGGAUUCCUUCAGACCAGGAUCUUAUUCUUACCGGCCGUUUGAGCGGGUAUCCCAACCCAGAGGAGGUCCAACAUGGAGUCGACGGCACAGAGCUCUGCAAAAUCCCUCCCCACCUCCCCAACCCCAUGGGGAGGUAACUUCCGAACAAGCAGUGCCAUUCAAUGUUCCACACAGCCCCUUCAGUACAAGAUUUCAGGACCUGGAUGAGGUUCGCCGAAGAGUGUAUGUAGAUCUGGGUAGACCUCGACCUUUCUACCGCCGCAGACCUUCGAUCAAUUCUUUGAGCAACAAUGGAGAGGAGACGACCGCAUCGGGUUUCGUGACCCCUGCCACACUCGAGGAUUUAGUCAAGAUCAAUUUGGUGCGCUCUUUAGGAUUAGCCCGACUGAAGGAGAUCCUUACCGGUCAGAACUUCUCGUUGUCUCUUCCCAAGUCGGUCAAGGAAAGAAUGCUAACCUUUAAUUGUGGAGACUUUGAAGAAGUCAGUGAGACAGAUGUUGGGCUCUCUAGUCUAGAUUUGAGAGCACACCCAGCCUCCUACAAAGUCAGAUGUGUGCAUGAUGACCGGGAUUAUUUGGCCAUAUUUGCCACGAGUGAAGUUGACAAGCACAUGAGCAACCUUUGGAGAGAAUAUGGGGUGUGGAUGGGCUCGCAAUGCCCGAAUGUGGUGCCUAUUCUUGGACUGGCGGCAGAUCCUCUCACAGAAAAUGUGUUCUUCAUCCUCGGGGAACUACCACAGUCUUUGAGUGACCAAGGACUGCAUGUGACCACGUUCUUCGAGCAUUUGAGAGAGGAGUUCCAGGAUCACGGCCUUCCUUUGGAUCUGCUGAAGGGGGAAUGUAUAUUUUGGAAUCCUCAAGACCAGAGAACAGUCUUCCAAAACCCGGUUCUCUACAGUCGUUUCAGAAACAGAUUGAGGAACAAUGGCAUUAUUUUCCAGACAAACAUGAUGAGAGUUUUGGAUCGAGCGGCACGUCACAUUGCCAAUGUUCUACAAGAGGCUUGAUUCACAAUUCACGUGUUUACCGUAUUAGUGUUUCUAAGCACUUUUUUUACAAUAAAUGGUUCAAUUAAUGAA